Molecule: messenger RNA, 1854 nt
Organism: Hevea brasiliensis (rubber tree)
Lineage: Eukaryota; Viridiplantae; Streptophyta; Magnoliopsida; Malpighiales; Euphorbiaceae
Exons: 7
Coding region: 1-1854 (617 amino acids)
Source: RefSeq, a predicted model, not a curated record
AUGGGUUGGUUAAAAUCGAUCACUUCACAACAUUCACCAACAGAAAAGGAAGAAGAAGAAAAAGAAAAAGAAAGAGAGUACCUUCAACAGCAGUCGGCAGCAUCGCAGUUCGCAGCGCAGAAGAAGAAGAAGAAGAAGAAGAAGAAGAAGCAGCAGCAGCCGAAGGGAGAACGACAGUCGACAGAAAAGCAAGAGACUUAUACUAGAGUGAGGGCUCAUUUAUUGAAAAUCACUGGAAAAGAGAUUGGUGUGUGUAAAAAAGUGAUGAAUGAUAGUAUUUCUAAAAUGAGAAAACAGGAGGAUGAGGCAACAAACAAAAUUACCAAUUCACAAUCUAGGCGAGUUUCUUUGCCUAUUAGUAUAACUUCUGUUCUUUCAUUGAAUAUAACUGAACCAAGUAUUUCAGCAGCUUUGAAGAAAAGAAGAGUUAAUGAUUCUCCUCUUGGUAGAGCUUUUGACUUGCAAACUAGAGCUCAAUUAGAUGCAGAGAUUGCUAGAAUGUUCUACACUGGGGGUCUACCUUUUAAUUUUGCUAGAAAUCCUUAUUAUGUGAGUUCUUAUUCUUUUGCUGCUAAUCAUGUUUUGGGUGGUUAUGUGCCACCUGAUUAUAACAAAUUGAGAACCACAUUACUUCAGCAAGAAAAAGCAAAUGUAGAGAGGUUGCUUGAACCAAUUAAAAGCACUUGGUUAGAAAAGGGUGUUAGUAUUGUGAGUGAUGGAUGGAGUGAUCCCCAGAGGAGGCCUUUGAUUAAUUUUAUGGUUGUUUCUGAGUCUGGCCCCAUGUUUAUCAAAUCUGUAGAUUGUUCUGGUGAAGUGAAAGAUAAGCAAUUUAUUGCUAAUUUGCUAAAAGAAGUAAUUGAUGAGCAAAUGGAAACUAAUCAAGAAACUUCUGAUGUGUGUCACUGGAUCACUGAAAUCCAUGGGGAUGUUUUGCAAAUCAAGAAUUUUAUAAUGAAUCAUUCCAUGAGGCUUGCAAUUUAUAAUUGGUUUAGCCCUUUGAAAUUGCUUUCAGUUGCUGACACUCGUUUUGCUUCUAUUGUUGUGAUGCUUAAAAGAUUUAAACUUAUUAGGCGUGCUUUAGAAGCAAUAGUUAUGAGUGAUCAAUGGGCACAAUACCAAGAAGAUGACCAAGGCAAAGCUAGAUUUGUUCGUGAUAAAGUGGUAGAUAAGGAUUGGUGGGAAAAUGUUGAUUACAUCAUUGCUUUUACUGGGCCCAUUUAUGACAUGAUCAAAGUUUGUGACACAGACAAACCAUGCCUUCAUUUGGUUUAUGAGUUGUGGGAUUCAAUGAUUGAAAAGGUGAAGCAAGUUAUUUUUUAUCAUGAAGAAAAGCAAGCAGAUGGGUUUUCUCCUUUUUAUUAUGUGGUUCAUCGAAUUCUUGUUGAUCGUUGGGCAAAGAGCAACACUCCCCUUCAUUAUUUUACAGUGAAAAAUGGCUUCAAGAGGGAGAAGGUAGAGUGCCUCCUCAUAUGGAUGGAGAAUGAACCUUUUGCUGAUCCUGAUUCUAUUGGAAGUAUGUAUGUUACAGAUCCUAGAAAAUGGUGGGCAUGUUUUGGUUCUAAUGCACCUUUACUUCAAAGAAGGAAUAAAUUAACUCCAAAACGUACAGAGAACUUGGUUUUUAUCCAUAAUAAUCUUCGUCUUCUGUCGAGAAACUCCUCCCAAUAUUAUGAUGAGAAGACAAAAUUGUGGGAUAUUGGUGGUGAUCAAUUUGGGAGUAUGGAAGAUGUGGGAGUUCUUGAAUUUGCCAACCUUUCAUUGGAUGAACCAGAGUUAGAGUCUAUUUUGUUUGAUGAAAAUGCAACUACAAGCACGGAGAAGGAGAAAGACAGUGAAGUUGAGGAAAUGUCAUAA